CACGUAGCAAACAAAAUAACAAAUGGCACUCUUCUCUUUUCCAUCCCCUAAUGCUGACACGUAUUAAGCCACAUAUGAACCUAUAUUAGUGCACUUUCAGUUUAUCAACUUCCCUUUUGUUUUCACCCAAAUCUGAAAAAUCACAAACACAAAAAAAAAAUAUACUCAUACAAACAAAAUGCAGGCAACAGGGGAGAUACAAGCGGCGGGAAGCCCCCGUAGAUCUCAGAAGCAUCAGAUGCUUAAAGACAAGCAGGUGAAGGAUCUAAUUGUUGAUAAAAGGAGACUUGUGGAGGUUCCAUAUACAGCCACGCUGGCAGACACCAUAAAUACUCUGAUGGCUAACAAGGUGGUGGCGGUUCCGGUGGCUGCACCGCCUGGGCACUGGAUUGGUGCCGGCGGUUCUAUGAUUUUAGAAGCUGAUAAACAGACGGGUGCUGUACGGAAACAUUAUAUAGGGAUGGUAACUAUGCUUGAUAUUCUCGCAUAUAUUGCUGGAAAUGGUUGUGGUGAUGAUGAUGAUGCUCAUCUUACGAAAAAGAUGAUGGUACCUAUUUCUUCGAUUAUUGGGCAUUGUCUUGAAAGUCUUAGUUUGUGGACCCUCAGCCCUAACACGAGCAUUGUGGAUUGUAUGGAAGUUUUCAGCAAAGGCAUACAUCGAGCCAUGGUACCAGUGAAUGGACGAUCAGAAAAUGUAGUUGGUGUUGAGCUUACUGAGUCUGCAUCAUGUUACCGAAUGCUAACACAAAUGGAUCUGCUUAGGUUUUUGAAUGACCAGCAGGAGCUUAAAGCUAUCAUGUCGCACAAGGUCUCGGAUAAACAACUGCAAGCAAUCACAGACACUGUUUUCGGUGUGACUAAUAAGGCUAAAGUUAUCGAUGUGAUCAAAUGCAUGAGAACAGCUUCGCUAAAUGCAGUACCAAUUGUGGAGUCAUCUAAUGAAAUAACAGAAGAUCAUACUCAGCUUGUAAAUGGGAAAAAGAGGAAGAUUGUAGGAACAUUUUCAGCAACGGACUUGAGAGGAUGUCCUGUAUCGAAAAUGCAGCCUCUACUGAAUCUAGAGGUCCUUGAUUUCUUGAAAAUGCUGUCUAAUACCGGGAUGAGAUCUUCAUGGAGGGAACAAGUGACAUGCCAUCCAGAAUCGUCACUCGGGGAAGUGGUGGAGAAAGUUGUUUCAGACAAUGUGCAUCGUGUUUGGGUGGUGGAUGAACAAGGCUUGCUGGAAGGACUUGUAUCCCUAACUGACAUGAUAAGAGUCAUCAGGCUCUGGUAUCUUACUGAGUUUUUGCAGUAAUGUGUAGUUGUUGUACACACACACUGUUUUGCACCCGUUUUGUUCUGGUUGCUGUUUUGGUGUAAAUGAAAUGCAAUCUGUUUAUCAAA
Molecule: messenger RNA, 1383 nt
Organism: Solanum tuberosum (potato)
Lineage: Eukaryota; Viridiplantae; Streptophyta; Magnoliopsida; Solanales; Solanaceae
Product: SNF1-related protein kinase regulatory subunit gamma-like PV42a
Exons: 3
Coding region: 179-1294 (371 amino acids)
Cellular component (GO): nucleus; cytoplasm
Source: RefSeq, a predicted model, not a curated record